AUGCCGAGCGUGCCUUCGGCACGGGCGGCAGAGAGGCGGAAGGUUGGGAAGAGGAGCGCUGUGCAAACGCUUGAUUCCUUUGCUGGCGGUGUCUCGGGUCUUCACGGUGCUGACAGCUUCGGGUCGGGUGACUCCGACUUCUCCACCGAGGAGACGGCAGCGGUGGCCAAGGCGAUGGCAGCUCCGAAGCGGCGGCGCAAGGAGGUGUCACCGAACAUCAUUCGAGGUCUGGACACCCUGGUUUACGAGCUGAUCCUGCGUGUUGCGCAACCUGGAGAAGGAAUUCUGGUAUUUCUUCCUGGCAUCGGUGAGAUCAGUGAGCUGCAAGAGGCGCUAAUGCCCUUGGAGGACGUCGAUCAGCAGGCACACAUGAACUGGUCGCCUGGGCUCGAGCGCAACGACCUCCACUUCAAGGUCUUCGUGCUGCAUUCCUUGAUUCCGAAGGACGAGCAGGAAGGCGCCGUCUUUGACCCACCACCGCCGGACACGGCCCACAUCAUCCUGUCAUCCAACAUCGCAGAGUCUUCCUUGACGAUCCCCAAGGUUCGCGUCGUCAUUGACUUCGGCCUCAGACGCCAGCUGAUCUAUGACAAGCGGCGACAUAUGUCUUGCUUGGUGACCACGUGGGUGUCACAAGCCUCCGCCAAGCAGCGGUGUGGCCGGACUGGCCGUGUCUUUGAAGGAGUGAACAUCAGGCUUUACACCAAGCAGUUCUUCGACAGCUAUAUGGAUGAAUUCGAUCCUCCGGAGAUGCAAACGGCUCCGCUUGAGAAGCUCUACGUGAAUGUGAAGCACUUGAGUGCCAAGCUUCCGGCGUACCAGGUAACCCCGACGGAGUUCCGCAAGCGCACUCCAAAGGAGCUCCUGCGCAGCCGACACCAUUAG
This is a messenger RNA of Symbiodinium sp. CCMP2592, 885 nucleotides long. The record is from the annotation of a GenBank genome assembly. NCBI's taxonomy places the organism in Eukaryota, Dinophyceae, Suessiales, Symbiodiniaceae.